Eimeria acervulina is the source of this 1018-nucleotide messenger RNA. RefSeq lists its product as hypothetical. NCBI's taxonomy places the organism in Eukaryota, Apicomplexa, Conoidasida, Eucoccidiorida, Eimeriidae. The annotation marks the transcript as partial. The transcript has 3 exons. The record is from RefSeq and is a predicted model, not a curated record.
GACGGCUUCGACAGACCCUGACGUGUUGAAUAGGAAGUGCGUCUGGGCCUUAGAGAGAAGAUCUUACUGCCGCAGCUUAAUGCAGCUGCUGCUGCAGCAAUCUAAUAAAGCUGCUGCUUUUGCUGCUAUUGCGAACUGUCUCCCUCAAUGCGGCCCUUACACCCUCUUCGUUCCUGUGGAUGAGGGUUUUGCUGCUACAUUUGCUGCCGCAACUCUAUCUAAGUUUGCUGCUAGGCUGCAGCUGGUUGCUGCUGCUGAUGAUGCUGCUGCUACUGCGCUGCACUGCGUCCCCUUCCCGACCUUCCAGCAGCACAUGCAGCAAGAAGAGCUGCUGCAGCUGCUGCAGCAGCAGCAGCAGCUACCACCUGCAGCAGCAGCAGCAGCAGCAGAAGCAGCAGCAGAACGUCUAGCCCUCUUCAUUAAGGCACAUCUUAUCGAAGGAGAGUACACCCUAAAGAAACUCCUCACCCAUCGGGGAGAGCCUGGUGCUGCUUCGACAGCAGCAGGUGCAGCAGCUGCAGCAGCAGCAGCAGGUGCAGCAGCAACUCCUGCUGCUGCUGCUGCUGCUGCUGGUUUGCGCGUGCUGCUGCAGGGGGCGGGAGAAGGGGGGUUCUCCUUAGGGGUCUCUUUAGGAGGAGACGAAAUUAAUAUAUUUAGACAGCUGUCUCCUGAUGCUGCUGCUGCUACGCUGCUCAUCGGCAGCAGCAACCUGCCUUCCCUCCCGCAGCAGCAGCAGCAGCAGCAGCACCACCACCACCACCACCAAGAGCAGCAACAGCACCACCAACAGCAGCAACACCAGCACCAGCAGCAACAGCAGCAGCAGCAGCAGCAACAGCAGCAGCAGCAACAGCAGCAGCAGCAGCAGCAGCAGCAGCGGCAGCAAGCGCUAGGACGAGGUUUAUUUCGGGUGUACGUUGAGGGGUCUGAGUUGCUGCUGGGCGAUUUGAGAGCAGCAAACGGCGUCAUUCAUCUUAUCGACAAACCUUUAAUCCCGAGCACCUUAAGAAAAGUUUAA